UUGACACAGUUUAUCACGCGAACAAUGUUAUCGAUUGUUCGCUCAUUUAUUCAUGUUGAACGAUGAAGAAGGCCUUUACUAUUUUUUUAAAUUCGUUGGCAGUUGAAUUAAGCAUUUUAAGGAAUACUCUUGUUUGAAAGUUGACGGAACAAUACGUCAGAUAUAAAUGCACGAAUCCGAUGAAGAUUUGUUAGAAAAACAACUCAAAAUUGUUUUAGUUGGUGAUUCUGGAGUAGGAAAAACAAGUAUAGCAACUAAAUUUUGCCAUGAAGAAUUUUCACGGCAAUAUUCACCUACCUCAGGAAUAGAUUUUUUUAAAAAGACUAUUUCUUUGGGUCCAUAUAAAAAUGUUAGUCUGCACUUUUGGGAUGUCAGUGGUCUUGCUCUACAUAGUAAAAUGUUAGAUAAAUAUCUUUAUAGCGCAAAGUUAAUUUUCUUAGUAUAUGAUGUGACAAAUACCUCCAGUUUCGAUAUACUUGAAGAGUGGAUCACAACUAUCACCAAGAUCAAUGAUACUGAUGAAAAUGAUUCGUUAAUGGCUCUCAUUGGAAACAAAUGUGAUGUUGAACAUCAAAGAACUGUUAAACGAGACAAAUCACACAAAUUUGCGGCAGAUAAAAGACUCGUUAAUUAUGAUAUGUCAGCAAGAACUGGUGAAUCGGUAGCGUUGACUAUUGCAACUCUUGCUGCAAAAGCAUUAGGUGUACAAUUAACUAGAGUGGAUCAAGAUUCACAUAAAGCAAUAAUAACAGCAGAAAUUGGUGAUAAUGUUGAUAUGACAUCAGUACAAAAAGUUGUCAAGAAAUUACCUAAUAAAAAAUCAUAUCAAAAUAACAAUUAUCCAACUCUUCCAUUAUCGAAAUCUGCAGUAUGCUCACUGCAAUAAAGUCAAACACAUGAAAUGGAAUUACACAGUGCCUUAAUAUACGUACAAUAUUUGAUAAUUAAGUACACAUAAGUUUUACAUAAUAAAAAAUAAAAUAAU
Molecule: messenger RNA, 985 nt
Organism: Chelonus insularis
Lineage: Eukaryota; Metazoa; Arthropoda; Insecta; Hymenoptera; Braconidae
Product: ras-related protein Rab-28-like
Exons: 4
Coding region: 167-886 (239 amino acids)
Biological process (GO): regulation of exocytosis
Molecular function (GO): GTPase activity; GTP binding
Source: RefSeq, a predicted model, not a curated record